This is a messenger RNA of Phaethon lepturus (White-tailed tropicbird), 1196 nucleotides long. RefSeq names its product lysosomal alpha-glucosidase-like. Gene Ontology annotation, biological process: glycogen catabolic process; lysosome organization. Gene Ontology annotation, molecular function: alpha-1,4-glucosidase activity; carbohydrate binding. NCBI's taxonomy places the organism in Eukaryota, Metazoa, Chordata, Aves, Phaethontiformes, Phaethontidae. The transcript is spliced from 10 exons. Gene Ontology annotation, cellular component: lysosomal membrane. The record is from RefSeq and is a predicted model, not a curated record. The annotation marks the transcript as partial.
GCUGAACACCACCGUCGCGCCUCUCUUCUUCGCAGACCAGUUCCUGCAGAUCUCCACCUCCUUGCCCUCCCAUUUCAUUUCUGGGUUGGGAGAGCACCUGACGCCACUGGUCCUUGACACAGCGUGGACCAGGGUCACGCUCUGGAAUCGGGACAUGGCGCCCGUGCCCCAGGUCAACCUCUAUGGCUCCCACCCUUUCUACCUGGUGAUGGAGGAUGGCGGUUUGGCACAUGGUGUCUUUCUGCUGAACAGCAACGCGAUGGACGUGCUCCUGCAGCCCAGCCCGGCCCUCACUUGGCGCACGACGGGCGGGAUCCUGGACUUCUACGUCUUCCUGGGCCCUGAUCCCAAGAGUGUGGUGCGGCAGUACCUGGACAUUGUCGGGUUCCCCUUCAUGCCUCCCUACUGGGGCCUGGGCUUCCACCUCUGCCGCUGGGGCUACUCCUCCACUGACAUCACCCGGCAGGUCGUGGCCAACAUGACGGCAGCCCGCUUCCCCCUGGACGUGCAGUGGAAUGACCUCGAUUACAUGGAUGCCAAGAGGGAUUUCACCUUCAACAAGAAGGGCUUUAAGGACUAUCCAGAGAUGGUGCAGGACUUCCACCGCCGCGGGCUGAGGUACAUCAUGAUUGUGGAUCCUGGGAUCAGCAGCUCGGGGCCUCCUGGCACCUACAAGCCCUUUGACGAGGGACUGAAGCGAGGGGUGUUCAUCCGAAACGCCACGGGGCAGCCCCUGAUUGGGAAGGUGUGGCCGGGCCCAACAGCCUUCCCGGACUUCACCAACCCUGAGACUCACGAGUGGUGGCAUGACAUGGUGAAGGACUUCCACGACCAAGUGCCCUUUGAUGGCAUGUGGAUUGACAUGAACGAGCCCUCGAACUUUGUGGAGGGCUCCCAGGACGGCUGCCCCAACAACAGCCUGGAGCAGCCCCCCUACGUGCCAGGUGUGUUUGGGGGACGCCUCCAAGCCGGGACCAUCUGUGCCUCCAGCCAGCAGUACCUGUCCUCCCACUACAACCUGCACAGCCUGUACGGGCUGACCGAGGCCAUCGCCUCCCACGAUGCACUGCUGAGGGUCCGGGGCAAGCGCCCCUUCGUCAUCUCACGCUCCACGUUUGCUGGGCACGGGCGCUACGCAGGGCACUGGACAGGGGAUGUAAGCAGCGACUGGGAGCAGCUGUAUUACUCCAUACCAG